AUGGCCACACAGGACAGCGAGGUACAUGUGCCGCCACACAGUCUAGACCUCAGCAAGAAGUCGCGAGGCAACCAAACAUCGCGGCGCAUAAAGACAGUCAUUCGAUCGCUUCGAGUCUUGAGAGGCUUGACACCAGAGCAAGUUGAUAACUUCAUGAACUCGUACAAGAUAUACGACCUUGACUGGGCUGAUGAGAAGUCAAUGCUUGCUGCCCUGGGACAAAACUACCCGGAGAGGGUCGGCCAGUGCCUAGCAGAUUACUACAGUGUGCUGAAUCACUUGUGUGCGAUUGGACACGUGGAAAAGAUGUAUAUUCCCCCGGCCAUGGACCUGACUGCAAGCAUACUAGACAACCAAAUUCUGUAUGAAGAGAGCAUCGCCAAAGAGCUACUUCUUCCCGCGAACGCCAAGGUCUUGGAUCUAGGGUGUGGGAGAGGCCUAGUUGCAGCACACAUAUCAAGAGUCACCGGAGCUGAAGUUACUGGGCUCAAUAUUGAUGCCGAUCAAGUUGCAAGCGCCAGACUGUACAACAAACAGUUGCAUCUGUCCAACACGUUCAUCCGAGCCGACUUCAACGAUUUACCACUGCCCCUGCCGGACAACCAUUUUGAUGGCUUCUACGAAAUCCAGGCUUUCAGUCUGGCCAAGGACCACGAAAAACUUUGCCAAGAACUCUUUCGAGUCCUAAGGCCUGGUGCAAGAGUCUCAUUGUUGGACUGGGCAAAAUUGCCGGCGUUUGAUUCUACGAAUGCACGACAUCAGGGACUGAUGAAGCGAAUCAAGCCUCUGAUUGGAGCUGUGGGCACGCCCACUCCGGAAAGUCUGCAGCAUGCACUUCAGACAGCAGGCUUCCAUAUCCUCGCGUCCAACAAUGCCAGUGUCGAUGGCCUCCAAGCGCCACUCAUCGAGCAGGCCGAUGGCUACUUUUGUGCGGCUAAGCGGACAGUGUUAGGCCUUGUGCGACUGGGGCUUUUGCCUCAGCACUUCAAGACACUCUUCAAUCGACUCACUCAAGACUGCGAUGCCUUUAUUGAGGCUGAUCGCGCUCGACUCAUCACUACGACUCAUCACUGGCUGGCUGUUAAGCCUGCCGCAACCGACACAACAGCAUCUUCGGAGAGUGCACUUCCAGUCCCUACCCCGGCAAGCUCCGAUACAGCCGUGAACAGCCAAGCACAGUCGACCGUUGACGCUGGUGGGGUUCUUCAGGACGCGAUCGCGAAGUCUGACCUGUCAUGA
Molecule: messenger RNA, 1239 nt
Organism: Fulvia fulva
Lineage: Eukaryota; Fungi; Ascomycota; Dothideomycetes; Mycosphaerellales; Mycosphaerellaceae
Product: Sterol 24-C-methyltransferase
Exons: 1
Coding region: 1-1239 (412 amino acids)
Biological process (GO): ergosterol biosynthetic process
Cellular component (GO): endoplasmic reticulum
Molecular function (GO): sterol 24-C-methyltransferase activity
Source: RefSeq, a predicted model, not a curated record